AUGAGGCAGAAAGUUCUUGCAACAAAAGCAGUGUACACAGCCCAGACAGGAAUUGUUGUGGCAGAGGAAAUCGGCGACAUCCUGAAAGAAUUUUGUGUGUUUGAUAAAGUAGUAGCAGUUACUGUGGAUAAUGCGGCCAAUAUGGACGUAGCCAUCAAACGGCUACAAUUUGUGAAGCUCGGCUGCUUCGCUCAUACACUAAACCUAGCAGCACAAAGUCUGUACUCCAGCAGCUUGGUGGCUCAGUGGACUGCAAAGAUUCGUGCCAUCAUCGUCUGGAUGAAGAGGUCGUCAAUGGCAAAGGUGGUUCUACGAGAAAAGCAGGAUGUCCUAAAAGGGGAUUUCACCAAGGCAGAACACUUCAUCAGGCUGAUGCGAGUUCUUUACACCUGCACACUCUGUGUUUCCACCGAAAAAAGCCCAUCAGCUGGACAGAUCCUGCCGAUCAUCCAAAAGCUUGAGAAACACUUCGCCCCUUUAAAUGGAGACACAGCAUUUGUAGCGGACUUGAAGAACAGGGUCUGGAGAAACCUGUCUGCCCGGUACAAGAAUGAGGACAUCAGGUUCUUCUUGGAAGAAGCCACUGCCUUAGAUCCCCGCUUCAAGAAUAAGAUGGUCAACAAUGCUGCAGUCUGGGAACGGAUUAAGGGGAAGUUGCUGGCAAACUCUGAGGAGUCAGCGCCAGCGGCAGUCCAUGACCAUGCAGAAGAGGUUAGUGUGACGCAGGGCGAGGGAAACCAGGAAGGUCUGAAGACUGACAGUGAAGAGGAAGAGGAGAAUCAGCCUCCUCCUUCCAAACAAUCCAAAAAGUCUCCACUGGAGGAGCUUUUUGCUGAAGAGGAUGCCAUGAAGAGGACCUCACAGGAGGGGUCUCGGAGUCAGGGUGCUGGAGCCAUGGUGGUCCCUGUGGACAUGGAGACGCUGCUGCGGGAGCAGGGGGGGCUCCUUGGGGGGGCCCCUGCUGCUGGUGGAGAGGAGGGGCUGUGUGUGGUGGGGGUGUUUGGGAAGAGCGGGCUGCAGCCUGGUUCUCUGAAGGAGUCUCUGAUGGACACUCUGCUGGACAGACACGUGUUCCCGACCUUUGCCUCCUCGCUCCCCGGCGCUGGGGGCUGUGGGCUCCAGGUUCUGCAUGAGCCUGAGCGCCGUGUGCUGUACGUCCUCAUGAGCUCCGCGUGCGACAGCCGCGAGCUGCUGCGCACGUGUGCCGCUAUGAGCUCCGGCAGCGCGCACACGGACGCACACGAGCUGUGGAAGAGCCUGGAGCGAGAGCACUGUCUGCACCUGCUCUACAUGUUCUCCGUCUGCCACGUCAUGCUGCUGGUGCACCCCAACCACACCUUCGACGUCACCUACGACCGCCUGUUCCGAGCCGUGGACGCCCUGAGGCAGAAGGUGCUGCCGCUGCUGCGUGCCGCCAUCAAGGACUGUCCCGUGUCCAAGGAGUGGAAGCUCAACUGCCGCCCCUGUCCCCCGCGCCUGCUCUUUGUGUUCCACAUGAACGGCACUUUGAAGGUGAGUACUGGCCCCGACACUGGAGCAAACCCUGAGAAACCCAAGAAGCACUCCCCUCGGCGGCGGCUCCAGCACGCCCUGGAGGACCAGAUCUACCGUAUCUUCCGUAAAAGUCGCGUCCUGACGAACCAGAGCAGUAACUGUGUGUUCACGGUGCCGGUGAACCAGGCCUUUGUGUACGUGGUGCCGGGCCCCGAGGAGGACCCAGUGGGCUCUGUGCUGGGCCAGCUGCAGGCGCAGUGUGCUCUGGGGGAACAGCAGUCUGUGUUAGGCCCCAAGAGAUACCACCUCAUGAGGCGCUCCACAAUGGCCCCUACUCCUCCAGAGGUGGGCUCUGGACCCUUCUCUGGGGCCCCUCAGGACUGCUCUCUGAAGGAGUUCCUGUGGCAGCACAUCGAGCUGGUGCUGUCAAAGAAAGGCUUUGAUGACAGUGUGGGUCGAAACCCUCAGCCCUCGCACCUGGAGCUGCCCUCCUUCUCCAAGUGGCUGCAGGUGGCCUCCAGACUGCACCAGGUCAUGUUGGGGCCCCUGGAGGACGAGCACAAAGAGCUGCUGCUCAAAGUCCAGAACCAGCUCAAAGUGCUGGAGGGCUUUCUGGACGCUGAUGCCAAGUUCUCGGACAGUCGCUGUCAGAAGGCUCUGCCCCUGGCCCACAGUGCGUACCAGUCCAACCUGCCUCAUAACUACACCUCCACGGUCCACAAGAACCAGCUGGCCCAGGCCCUGCGGGUCUACAGCCAGCACGCCCGCGGCGUAGCUUUCCAGCGCUACGCUCUGCAGCUACACGAUGACUGCUACAAGUUCUGGAGCAGCGGGCACCAGCUGUGUGAGGAGAGGAGCCUGAGUGACCAGCACUGUGUGCACAAGUUCCACCUGCUGCCCCAGCCAGGAGAGAAACCAGACCUGGACCACAACCCACCGAUCCUGCAGCACAACAGCAGGGGGCGCUCCACCAGCAGCUGUAACUGUGGGAGGAAACAGGCCACCAGAGAAGACCCCUUCGACCUCCAGGCGGCCAACUACGACUUUUACAAGGCGCUGGAGGAGAAGUGCUGUGGGAAGUUGGAGCACCUGGACUUCCCUGUGUUUGAGUCCAGCACCGCAGACCCUGCUCCAGCCUCUGAGCCCGAGCAGCAGGGCCCCGCAGAGGGCACGGGGCCUGAAGACAAGAGCCACACUCCAGGAGAGGCCCAGAGCCUCAGUCUGGCCCUCAGCCUGGGCCACUCCACUGACAGUCUGGAGCACUUUGGGGAGGGGGACUCUACAGAGGCCCCUCGGCACAAGAGGCCCAGCCUCCUGGACCGUCAGCCCUCCACAGUGGAGUACCUGGCAGGCAUGAUGCACUCGGGAUGUCCCAAGGGCCUCCUGCCCAAGUUCUCCAGCUGGUCCCUACUGAAGCUGGGGCCCUCCAAACUCUACAAUUGUCACGUGGGUCUGGAGCAGCCCAGCUUCCUGCCCGGCUCCAGCUUCUUACUGCCCUGGGACCUGGUGAUCCGCUCUCGCUCUGAGGAGGAGGGCCUGUCCCAGUCUCUGGACAGCUCUGGCCUCUGGCCCGUUCCCAACAAGAGCGUGUCAGGAAAGAGAGGGGGCCCCGGGGGCCCCGGGCGCAGCCGCCGCAGAGAUGACGUGGCUCGUCUGUAUGUGGGCUUCUGCUACGAGGACAGCAGGGGGCGCCGCUUCAUCAGCUCUGGUCCUGAUAAGAUCCUCAAAGUCCUAGGACCUGGAGGGGCUAAAGAGCCCGCCUCCCGGGUCCUGAGCACAGACAUGCCCCUGUACAUGCCCUCGCCCUCUCAGGGCAGGGGCCUCAAGCUGCACCUGGCCCAGCUCUCCCACCUCUACAUCCUGGUCCCGGACGCACCGUUGGAGGUCACACUGAGCCCACAGGUGCAACCUGGGCCCCCUCCCUGCCCCCUGUUCCACCCGGAGCAGCCGGAGGUUGUCCUGCCCCCAGACGGACUGUGGGUUCUGCGUUUCCCCUUCGCCUUCGCCACAGAGCGAGGCCCCUGCUUCCCCCCAAAGGACGGGCAGCCCCUAAGUGACUACAGACUGCUGCGCGGGGUCCUGCGGGCCUGCCCCGUGCCCCCCCCUCACCCCUGA
Messenger RNA from Knipowitschia caucasica, 3609 nucleotides. Lineage: Eukaryota; Metazoa; Chordata; Actinopteri; Gobiiformes; Gobiidae. The record is from the annotation of a GenBank genome assembly.